AUGCGCUGCUUGCAGGUCGUUGAAAUUCUAGACGAUCGACACCCCCUCCGCUUGGAGACGCCGCUGGAGCAGUCCGUCUUUGCUUUGCGGUAUGUGGGGCCCCCCAUCCCUGGCGGGAAGAGUGGGGGCCCCUCGCAGGGGGCCCCUCCGGGGGGGCCCCCUCCGAAGAGGGUUCUUUUUGGGGAGAGAGUCGGCUUCGUGUGCUCUCCUGGUGAGCGGGAGGCGCUCACUACUUCGUCUCUCCUACCGAGCAGCAGCUCCCAGCAGCAGCAGCGGCAGUGCGUUAAGAAGGCGAAGCAGAAGCAGCAGCGCAGCAGCAGGAGUCAGAAAGGCGGGGAGGAGCAGGAGGAAGAAGAACUGGAGGGGGAAGAAGAAGAAGAUGAUGAUGAUGAAUACGCCUACGCGCUAUCCUUCUGCAGUGAGGCACUGUUGCCGCCGACAGAGAGGUUCCCAGAGGACGGAGCGGCUCUAGACCGCCUCAGUGAGCAGUUAUUGCUCUCUUCAGAUGGUGAGCAGCAGCAGCAACAGCAACAACAACACAAGAGGAAAAAAACGCACCAGGCAGUUCCGUGGCUAAGCGCUCACGAGUCUGAAGGGGAGUCUGAGACGGAGAGGUUCGCAGAUUCGGCAGCAGACAAGCACUUCUUGCCAUGGGAUGCAGCCCCUUUCAAUUCUAGUGAUUCCUUCAUGCUGUCUACACGCCGUGUGAUGAAUGCAAUUUGUUGCGCAUCACACUUUUGUCUCUCCUCCGUCUUUGGAGGGAGGCGAGCGCGUCUAAACUGCGAGUGGCAGGUUGUGUACGUGGAUGGAUGGCCACACGUGAUUCUGUGCUCGAUCCCAGACGUUCCCCUUCUUCAUGGGGAGCAGCUGUUUGUUGACUAUGGAAGCGCUUGGUACGAAGCGGCCGAUGCAGCGUCGCUGCGGAAUGCUCGGCAGCAACUGCGUGGCAUGCGGCUGCUGCAGAGGCGGGGAGGCGCUGCAGCUGCAGCGGCCGUUGCAGCGGCUGCUGCGGCUGCAGCUGCUGAGGAUGACGAGGAUGAGCAGACUUACAGUCAUGACCAACUCUGCGCGCUGUGCUACGCAAACGCUCUGCCAAACGCGCUCAUGCCGCAGCAGGCGGCGGCGGGCAGAGGGGGGGGGGGACGCUCGAAUCAACGCCAGCAGAAACAGCACCAGAAAGAAGAGCAGCGGAAACGGAAACAGACUGAAGAAUCGGGGAGUGAAGAUGAAGAGGAGGAGGAAGAGGCGGGGAGGAAGGAGGAGGGGAUUGUGUGUGACGGGUGCAAUCGAGCGUUUCAUCUGGAAUGCGUUUGCAGAGUGCAGGAGCCGCCUUCGAGAGACGUUGAGUGGUUUUGUUGUUUGUGCAUGCAUUUCGCGAGGAGAGUGUUGAAGGGGCGUUUUUUUAUGGGGACUGGAGAGGCCAAGGCGCAUCAGACAGUCAGUUCUGCCGAAGCAGCGGCAGUAGCGGAUGCAGCGGGAGCAUGCGACGACGUGGCAGUUUCAAACGCAGCAGCAGCAGCAGCAGAUGCUGUACUCCCAGCCCCUGAUCCUCAGCUCGUUUUGCCUCCUGGUCUGAACGAGGCUGCAGCUCUCGCAGCAGCUGCUUCUGCCGCUGCAGCCAACGCUGCCGCUGGGAAGUCGCUUUCCUCCUCCGCUGGAGAGGCUGCCACUGCAGCUGGUGGUAACGGUGCCGAAGGAAGGCUCCCCUCUUCGUUCCCCGCAGCAGCAGCAGCUGUCGAUGCCGCUUCAGCUGCCGCUCGAGCGGGCUGUUGUUCUCCGCAGUCGUCCUCUGCAAGAGCUCCUGUCUACGCCUCUCUGAAAGCCGGAGUUUCAGGAGGACCUGCGCUGCCGGAAGCUUCUCCGCUGCAAGUGCUGAAGCCUUGCGGAGACUGCAGGAAAAUGUUUGGUCAGGAUGCCAAUGCCAUAACGUGCAGGGUGCACAAGCUGCAUUUUAGCCAGAGCGCUGUGGUGGACGGCAGCUGGGGAGAUUCGCCACUCGUGGUGUGUCAGACGGUUAUUAGGGCAUCAGCUGCCUCCAUCUCGCCGUCUGCUGCCGCUGCGAUGAUUCAUCGAAUGGGCUCAUCAGGCACACCCUUCGUGCCUUUGCUCGGCAUCUACCCCGGGAGAACGCGCGUGGAAAGAAAGUUCAAGGAAGGCCUCUUCGUGGUUCGUCGAGAAGGAUCCUUUUUGCAAGCGCUUGCUGGAAAGCUUAAAUGA
This is a messenger RNA of Cyclospora cayetanensis, 2217 nucleotides long. RefSeq lists its product as uncharacterized. The coding region runs from base 1 to 2217 and encodes 738 amino acids. The transcript is spliced from 6 exons. The record is from RefSeq and is a predicted model, not a curated record. Lineage: Eukaryota; Apicomplexa; Conoidasida; Eucoccidiorida; Eimeriidae.